CACGUUGGACGAAGAUUGUGCUCAGAUCCUUUUGUUAUUGAUAAGAGUGUUUAAUGAUCUUGGGAGUUAAACUCGCAUCGCUGAUAGUGUCUGACUGGAAAAUACAUAUUAAAUAAAAAUACAUUUAUCUCGCAUUGUUUGUGCUACAACCAAGAAAAAUCUUACAGAUAAUAAAUUACAGUUGUGCCGAGUGCAGUUGUGAUAUCGCACCGGAGUCGCCAGUUAUCGAGCAAAUCUUGAACGAUAUGACACUGAAGGAAAACUAAUUAAAUCAUAUAAUUAAAAAUUAGUGAGUGGGUAGUUAUAAAAAAUUAACUAUGGAGGACCAGGAGAAAGUGAAUUUACUGGAGAAAGGAAACAACAAUGGAGCAGCCUACGGAAGCGUACCACUGGUUGGGACUCCAAGAAGGGUUAUUUAUUGCGUCCACGGUACUCCCAGCGCUGGUUGCUGUAAGGUACUGGAAAGUGAGGUCCUCGAUAUGACAACCAUGGAUGAUGAUAUAGCAUCACAUGCCAAAGAAAACAUCAACACAACAGAACUAGUCAACAAACAUUGCCACCGUCCCCAAAACACAGACAUGGACAAGAGGGCCCGUAAGAAACUGAUAACAGCCAGCAUUCUGUGCGUUGUAUUCAUGAUUGGAGAGAUCAUUGGUGGUUACCUGUCGAACAGUCUUGCCAUAGCCUCAGACGCAGCCCACUUGUUGACGGACUUCGCCAGCUUCAUGAUAUCCUUGUUCUCCUUGUGGAUGGCCUCAAGGCCCUCGACCAGAACCAUGUCCUUCGGCUGGUACCGGGCCGAAGUGAUUGGCGCACUGACUUCCGUCCUCAUGAUCUGGGUGGUUACGGGUAUUUUAGUUUACAUGGCUGUACAACGAGUGAUCAACGAGACUUUCGACGUGGACGCCAAAAUUAUGUUGAUCACGUCUGGUGUCGGUGUACUGGUUAACUUGAUUAUGGGCCUGACGUUGCACCAGCACGGCCAUACCCACGGCGGCGGAUCCAGCCACAGUCACGGUGGUCACGGUCACAGCCACGACAAGGAACAAGAAAAUAUUAAUGUAAGGGCGGCGUUUAUCCAUGUGAUUGGCGAUUUUCUUCAAAGCUUCGGUGUCUUCGUUGCAGCACUAGUAAUCUAUUUUAAACCCGACUGGAUGAUUAUUGACCCCAUCUGCACGUUCAUCUUCUCGGUUCUUGUUUUGAUCACCACCUACAAUAUUAUCAAAGAUGCCCUUUUGGUUCUCAUGGAGGCGUUACCCAAAGGUAUUGAGUUUGAGGAAGUUAUGACCACUUUGCUGAUGAUCGAUGGCGUUAAGAGGGUGCACAACUUAAGAAUCUGGGCUCUUAGCUUGGAUAAAGUGGCCAUGUCUGCCCACGUUGCCAUUGCCCCUUCGAUAAAUCCUCAGAACAUCUUAAUGGUUGCCACCAAAAAUAUUCAUGAUAAGUACAGAUUUUUUGAGAUGACAUUGCAAAUAGAAGAGUUUCAAGACAGUAUGGAGGAUUGUCAUCAAUGCAAGAACCCUUAAUCAACAUCUAUAAUUUAUUUAAUUCACCACCGUUUUAAUUUAUAGAACAAUAAUCUCAAGUUGUUUUAAUGCUUCUGUUGUUCUAGUCUGUGUUUUGUCAAAUUGCAGUGAGUACUUAUUUUUGAACAAACACAUUUUGUUCUUUUUUAUGUGUAGUUUUUUAAUUUAUUUAAUAAAUAUUCCAUAGCUCAUAA
This is a messenger RNA of Aethina tumida (small hive beetle), 1720 nucleotides long. RefSeq names its product zinc transporter 2-like. Bases 318 to 1526 code for a protein of 402 amino acids. NCBI's taxonomy places the organism in Eukaryota, Metazoa, Arthropoda, Insecta, Coleoptera, Nitidulidae. Gene Ontology annotation, molecular function: zinc ion transmembrane transporter activity. The transcript has 7 exons. Gene Ontology annotation, cellular component: plasma membrane. Gene Ontology annotation, biological process: zinc ion transmembrane transport; response to zinc ion. The record is from RefSeq and is a predicted model, not a curated record.